This is a messenger RNA of Rhipicephalus sanguineus (brown dog tick), 827 nucleotides long. RefSeq lists its product as uncharacterized. Lineage: Eukaryota; Metazoa; Arthropoda; Arachnida; Ixodida; Ixodidae. The transcript is spliced from 5 exons. The coding region runs from base 216 to 644 and encodes 142 amino acids. The record is from RefSeq and is a predicted model, not a curated record.
AAUCUGAAGAAUUUGAGAACUGCCUUCUCCAUAGGCAAGAGCUUACCCUUCGAGAAUACGCAGCGUGGUGCGAACACAAAUCUUCAGUGGCACGAAAAAUUGCUGUUUGCUUCCGUUACAUCAUUGACAAACAAGCGAGAUCAUUGUCCAAGUCUGUCGUGUCAACGGGGAUUGAGAAACUUCAGGACUGCAUCUUAGGUAAACAGGAAGAAUCAAUGUCGGACUCGGUGGUACUGGAGGAGUCGAUGCAGCACUCGAUAAAGCAGUCGCAUGAGGAAGAACCUGAAGUGGAAAUGCAUCCUGAAAAUGUGGCAGUAAUCGGAGGACAUGACGACGAUUACGACACCAGAGACAGGGUGCCUGAGGAAUACAGGCCACCUUUUGUUGUAGAGGAGCCGCAUCACCAAGGCAGAACGCGCCGGCCUAAGAGGGUUAGGCAGCCGGUCGAGAAGCACAACAAAGGAACAUGGUCCUACCCAAUCCACGACCAGUCUUACUACUACCCGAGGCGCGAGAAAGGUCUGGGCAAUGAAACUGCACAGUCACCGAAUACGACAGUCGAAAUUCCGCCAACGCCGAUAGAGGCGGCUGGGCCAAUGACAAAGCCAGUUCCCACGACUCCCUCGGCCACGACUCGGAAGUAAAUCGCCGCUAGCGAGAUCGCCGUGAAGAUUUCCAGCAGGAGCAAACCUCAUUACCGACAGCAGUUUCGUCCGGCGCCUAAUUCUCAGCGUGGUUUGCUCCAACAAACUAGUAGCAACAUAGCCGACCGAUGCAGUAUAAUGUUGCUCGUCCGUAGUAUUUUUGGUAAAAGAUGCUAAAUAAAA